AUGCGGAGUCAGCAGCCGUGGCUGCUCCAGCAGCAGCAGCAGCUGCAGCAGAGCACGCAGCGUCUGCUGGUGCCCCUGCUGCUGCUGCUGCUGCUGCUGAGGGGCAUUCAGCAGCAGCAGCAGCAGCAGCAACAGCUGCUGCAGCAGCUGCUCUUGCUUCUUUGCUGCUGUCGUGAACAGCUGCGAUCUGGGCCUGCCUUUUUGCUAUGCAGGACUCUGAACGAGCUGGAAACAUCUCGGGCCGAUGAAGACACAGAAACCAGCAGCAGCAGCAGCAGCAGCAGCAGCAAGUGCUGCUGCAGUCACGUGCGGUGGAUCGUGCUCGUGCUGCUUGGAGUCUACAAAGCAAUUCAGCUGGGGGAGCAGCAGACAGUCACAGGGGCUGCUUGGGUUGAGGUGCUGCAAAGCCACGCCAUAGACCUUCAGGAAGAAGACGUACUCGUCCCCCUUGAAGUUGCAGGCGAGGACGCGGAGCCUGCACUUGACGUAGUGCAUAGGGAGCUUGUUGCAGUUUCUGAAAACCAGAAAUAUUCUUGGCCGAUGCGGAUCAACGCCAUGGGCUUGGCCAGGGCGUGCCGGCCAUCAAGCAGCAGCAGCAGCAGCAGCAGCAGCAGACGGCUGCAGGAGCAGCUGCAGCAGCAGCUGGUGCUUCACUUUCCUUCCAGUGUGCUUCCAGAUGACCCGGCGCUGACCCUUUGCUGCCUCCACCUGCAGCGGCUGGCAGGCCUUCCUGCGGAGGUGCCGGUGCCUCCUUCAGAGCUGCUGCCCAAAGUGCUGCAGCAGCAGCAGGAGCUGCUGCAGCAGAACUCGGGGAAACUAACGUGCACGAGCCGCCUGUCUUUGCUGCGGCUGCUUCGAACUGCUGCCCAGCUGCUGCCGCCCUUGCUGCUGUCGGAGGGCCUUGCUGCUGCUAGCUUUACCGGGUUUUGGCGGCUGGUGUUUAGUGUGGACGAAGCUCUGUGGCUGGCAGUCAUAAAAGCAGCAAAUGCUGCUACCCACAGCCGCAGCACAUGCCUCUACCCUGCUGCCGCAGCCGUGGGGGCACAGACUCGAGGAGGGCCUCAGAGCGAGGACAGCGCAGAAGCAGCAGAAACAGCAGCUGCAGCAGCUGCAGCAAGUGCAGCAGCAGAGGAACCUUCCAUGGGGCUGCAUGCAUGUUUGCUGCUGCGGACUUUGUUCUAUGAGCUUGUCUGCCAGUAUGGCCCGGCCAUCUUAGCGCUGCCUCCAGCUGCUCCGCCUGAUGAGUGUGUGCUGGCUGCUGCUGCUGCAGUGCAGCAGCAGCUGCCGCAGCAGGUGGUGCUGCUGCUGCGGCACUACGUCUCUAUGCAGCAGCAACGCAUUGCCACAGCCACCGCAGCAAACCAGGAAAGCCUUUGA
Eimeria tenella is the source of this 1377-nucleotide messenger RNA. RefSeq lists its product as uncharacterized. The record is from RefSeq and is a predicted model, not a curated record. Bases 1 to 1377 code for a protein of 458 amino acids. The transcript is spliced from 9 exons. NCBI's taxonomy places the organism in Eukaryota, Apicomplexa, Conoidasida, Eucoccidiorida, Eimeriidae.